Messenger RNA from Myxocyprinus asiaticus (Chinese sucker), 4147 nucleotides. Its product is annotated as peptidyl-glycine alpha-amidating monooxygenase B-like. Bases 832 to 3537 code for a protein of 901 amino acids. Gene Ontology annotation, cellular component: extracellular region; membrane. The record is from RefSeq and is a predicted model, not a curated record. NCBI's taxonomy places the organism in Eukaryota, Metazoa, Chordata, Actinopteri, Cypriniformes, Catostomidae. Gene Ontology annotation, biological process: peptide metabolic process. Gene Ontology annotation, molecular function: protein binding; copper ion binding; peptidylglycine monooxygenase activity. The transcript is spliced from 26 exons.
GCAUUCCAGUAAGUUACAUAGGCCAGCUGACAAAUGUGGGCUAGGACUCCCCGAGGUGUUGUUUUACUAUUAUGCUUUGGUCUCAAACAUUUGGCACAUCGGUCGCUUCCACCUGAGAGAGCCACUCUCAGAGUGGUCAGAGUUUUGGUCGAGGGUUCAGAAUUUUAUCUGUGAGGUCUUGAGCACUCAGAUUUUAUUCUGCCCCAGGCAUAUACUGAUAAAAGUUGAUUGUGUAUUCGUGCUCUUUGUUCUAGUUUGAGUUUGGAAUAAAUACAAAUUGUUAAUGACCACCACAUUUGCAGUUUUACUCAUGAGCUCAUUUGUCGAUUACACUGGCCUGACUGAACACUCAACAUGAACAAAUCAAGCGCCGCAGUUUAAGUGAGUCACAGGCUGCAGUGAAGCAGCAGUCCAUCUGUUUUCUCUGCAUUAUCUCUUGCUUUCUGCCUUUCUUCAGAUCUCAGUGUGACAAGGUUGUGAAAGAAGCCUAAUGCUGCAUUUGUGAUAUGCACUGCUCGGUGUGAGGAGAAAGAAUCCUUUCUUCUCCUCUCUCCCUCUUCGGUGUCACCCAGCAUCUGGACAUCUCUAGUCUCAUUCUGCGUGGACAGCAGUGAAGUGGAUGCUUUCAGUGGCACUUUUGAACAGACUGAGUGAGUUCUUGAGAGUAGGAGAGAGAUCAGGCAGAAAGAGAGAAUCGAGGAGCGAGAAAUACUAGAGCAGACUGCAGUCACUGAGUGUUACCGUGGUGUAUGGCAGCAGUGCUGGAUUGAUGUGGGAUUGCUUGAGCUAACUGUCAGUUCCACUGUUAACUUUACUGACCCGUCCAUCGACAUGGGCAUGCUGGGGUGUGGUGUGCUCAUUUUGGCACUCUUCUGUCAAAGCCAUAGCCACAGUAUUCUAAACCCCCUGGACAGGUUUAAGAGGUUUCAGGACAGUGCCUGGUCAGACCUAAAUGACUGCUCCAGGAUCAGACAGCCAUUCGUCUUGUCAAAUCCUUACAAUUUCUCCCUGGAUAUCCACAUGCCAGAAGUGAUUCCAACAGAAUCUGAUAGCUACUUCUGUAUGGCUGUUCCAGUCCCCACGUCACGGGAGGCCUUUAUAGUGGACUUUGUGCCCCAUGCCAGUAUGGACACUGCCCACCACAUGCUCUUAUAUGGCUGCAGAACCCCUUACGCCAUCAAAGGAUACUGGAAUUGUGGGACGGAGCUGGGGACCUGUCAUGAUCAAGCCAAGAUCUUGUAUGCCUGGGCCAGGAAUGCCCCUCCAACCAAACUACCCAAAGAUGUUGGCUUUAAAGUUGGAGGAGACACCAAAAUUGCCUACUUUGUGCUGCAAAUUCACUAUGGUGAUGUCAGACAUUUUAGAGAUCAUCAUAGAGAUUGCUCAGGACUCACUUUAAGAAUGACUUCCAAAGUACAGCCCUUCAUUGCUGGCAUGUAUCUGAUGAUGUCUGUGGACACUGUCAUCCCUCCAGGAAAGAAAGUUACUAAUGCAGACAUUGCUUGCAUAUACUCAUCAUCCCCGAUGUAUCCUUUUGCCUUUAGGACACACACACAUCGCCUUGGUAAGGUUGUUAGUGGGUACAGGGUUCGAAAUGGACAGUGGACACAGAUUGGACGACAGUCUCCACAGCUACCACAGGCUUUUUAUCCAGCUGCCAAUGCCAUUGACAUUAAAAAUGGAGACAUUCUGGCUGCCCGUUGUGUGUUCACAGGAGAAGGAAGAACCACUAAAACUCGAAUCGGAGGCACCUCAGAUGAUGAGAUGUGUAACUUUUACAUCAUGUACUACAUGGACAACACACAUUCUGUGCCUUACAUGGACUGCAUGGACCACGGCAGUAGUGAGCUGUUCCAAAACAUCCCUCCUGAGGCCAACGUUCCCAUCCCGGUCAGUCCAGACCACAUGAUGUCCAUGAUGCACAGGCCUGCAUCUAAUGAAGAUGUUGUGAAAGAUUUGGAGCUGCAGCAGCCCAAGAGAGAAGAGGAAGAGGUUCUGGACCAGGGGUCUCAUCUGGUGGAGGUGUCAGACUGGCCUGAGGUGGAACUGCAGCUGGGGCAGGUUUCUGGUCUAGCUUUGGACUCUAAUGAUAAUCUGGUCAUUUUCCACAGAGGAGAUCACAGAUGGGGAAUCAACUCCUUUAACAAUAAUGGCAUCUACCAGCAGAAGUCUCUGGGCCCUAUCCAGCAGUCCACUAUCAUUGUGGUGGAUCCAGUUGAAGGGCAAGUGCUUAAAGCUUCAGGAAGAAACAUAUUUUAUUUGCCACAUGGAAUAACUACUGAUAAGGACAAUAAUUACUGGGUGACGGAUGUAGCUCUUCAUCAGGUGUUCAAGAUGAGCAGCAAUGGUAAAGAUCAGCAACUUCAGGUUCUGGGAGAAGCUUUUGAACCAGGAAGUGACAAAAACCAUUUCUGCCAACCCACAGAUGUGGCUGUAGACCCCAUCACUGGAAAUAUCUACAUCUCAGAUGGCUACUGCAAUUCCAGGAUCCUCAAAUUCUCACCGGAGGGCAAAUAUAUUGCACACUGGGGGGCAGGCUCCUCAGACAGGAGGCGGCGUGUCUCAUUCCAAGUCCCACACAGCCUGGUGUUCCUGCCCGAUAAACGGGAGCUGUGUGUGGCCGAUCGGGAGAAUGGACGGAUUCAGUGCUUUAUGGCCGAGACGGGCGAGUUUGUGAAGGAGAUUAAAAAAGAUGAUUUUGGAGGAGAAGUGUUUGCCAUUGCGUACGCGCCUUUCCAAGGUGGUCUCAUCUACGCAGUGAAUGGAGAGACUCCAUUUGGGCAAGCUGUCCCCCUCAGAGGGUUUGUGCUCAAUUAUUCUACCAAGGAAAUCCUGGAUUCAUUCAGUCCAGAAACACAGGAAUUUAAAAUGCCACAUGACAUAGUCAUAACAUCAGAUGGGAGUGUCUUUGUUGGAGAUGCAGCCUCUAAUUCUGUGAUGAAGUUUGUUCAGUCUGAGAAGGCAGAACACCGCUCCAUUAAAAAAGGUGAAAUCGAGGUUCAAGAAAUUGAAGAAACAGAAACAUUUGUACAGGCCAAUUUGAAGCCAGUUCAGUCUCCAGUGCAGUUUCCUGUUAAGUCACCAGAGGCUUCAGUGCAGAAGAUCCAAAAGCCGCCACAGACACAACACCAGCAGCCACUGAUAGUUCCAAAAGACGAGAAACCUAAGACUGCAGCUAAUCAGAGCGCUCAGGUUGUGUCCCCUGCUGUCAUCACCACUCUGCUGCUCAUCCCAUUGGUGGUUGUUAUUGUCAUUGGCGUCUCUAUUCGCUGGAAAAAGGGCCAGAUGUACAGAGAUGAUUGUGAGGUGAAGCUGGAACCAUCGGGAUCAACAGUAGGAAUCUUUGGUAAACUCAGGGGUAAAGCUGCAGGAACUUUGAACCUGGGCAAUUUCUUUGCCACCCACAAAGGCUACACACGCCAUGGCUUUGAUAGGCUCAGCACUGAAGGAAGUGACCUGGAGAAGGAUAACGAGGAUGGUACCGACUCGGAAAACGAGGAGUACUCAGCUCUGCCUCCCUCCAUGUCUUCAUCCUAAUGAGCAUCCUGUUGUAAAUGCUGACCAGUCUCUCUGCUCACACUGUCAGGAUAUACUUUAAUCAUGUAUGUAAUUGUUUGUAUCAACUGCCGAUAAAUUAUCAUUUGUGUGACAAUGUUCUCCCCAGGACCAAUGACUGCCACUUUAAUUUAUGAUUUUAAGGCACCAUGUAGAGACACAAAGCACUAGUCAUUUUGAGGAUAAAGACAUGAUUAUUUUUAACAGGAGGUUAAAUAUAGAUUAUGUAUUUAAUGUUAAUAAUGAACAGCUAGUCGAUUUCUGAGAAUUUAUAAACCUGUUAGCAUUUAAUUUAAUAUAUAAUUGUUCCAGGCAUUUGGUUCAUAACUAUUUUUCUGUAAGACUGUGCCUUUUUGACUAUGUAUUUCGCCUUCUGCAGCACCUAUAUAUUACUACAAAUGUGCCACAAUUAAGAGCUGCUACUGUCACUUGUGAUUUCUGUUUUGCUGCAUUUGACAAAAAAAAAAUAAAAAAUAAAUACAUUUUCGAAGCUAAUGUGAAACAUUUCUGAUAUUUGUUGUGACGUACUGAGGUUUUAUUGCAAGAAAACUAUUUUCAAUGUUGUGUGUAAUAAAGUGUCUGCAAAGCUUUA